Chironomus riparius is the source of this 561-nucleotide messenger RNA. The record is from the annotation of a GenBank genome assembly. NCBI's taxonomy places the organism in Eukaryota, Metazoa, Arthropoda, Insecta, Diptera, Chironomidae.
AUGAGUGAAACGAAUGAAGAUGUUGUGCAUUCAAUGGAACUAUUCAAUACAGAGGACUUGAUGCAAAGUGAUGAUAUAGCUAUUGAUAAGAAUACAAACGAUAUAGUGACAAAUUCUGAAGAUUAUGAAACACAAAUAAAUGAUGAAUUAAUUAAAGAAUCUGAAGACCAUGAGACUGAAAUUAAUCAGGAAACUGUAGAUUUAGAGACAGAAAUCGACCAUCCAGAGGUAGAAGAUGUAAUGGAAACAGAGGAAAAUGAGGAUUUAGAUGAAAUGGAAAAAGACACAACAGAGGAUGUCAGUAAGAAGAAAGCUGUAAAAUCCAACAAUCAAGACAGAAUUACAAACCUGCCAUUGGCAAAAAUCAAGCAUAUAAUUAAAUUAGAUCCAGAAGUAAAACUUGUUAAUGGCGAAGCAGUCUAUCUGAUAACGAAAACAACAGAAAUGUUUAUCAAAACGUUGGCAAAAGAAGCAUUUGGGUAUGCAGCACAGAACAAGAAGAAAACUAUCACAAAAAGUCACGUCGAUCAGGCAUUAUCAAUGCUUCCAGUCGAACUAUAA